AUGGACACCAUGACAAGGGUAAUGGCAUUGGAAUUGGGGCCAUAUAAAAUCAGAGUGAAUUCAAUGGCGGCGGGACUUUUUCGAUCUGAGAUCACAGCGGUUCUAAAGCAAAAAGAAUGGCUAAAAAAUGUGGCUUCGAGAACUAUUCCCUUAAAAACAUCUGGCACAUCAGACCCAGCGUUGACAACACUUGUUCGAUACUUGAUCCAUGACUCUUCGAAUUAUGUCUCUGGAAAUAUCUUCAUCGUUGAUGCUGGGGCCACUCUUGUUACUGUCCCAAUUUUCUCUUCACUUUGA
Molecule: messenger RNA, 297 nt
Organism: Ilex paraguariensis (yerba mate)
Lineage: Eukaryota; Viridiplantae; Streptophyta; Magnoliopsida; Aquifoliales; Aquifoliaceae
Source: the annotation of a GenBank genome assembly